Molecule: messenger RNA, 753 nt
Organism: Wickerhamiella sorbophila
Lineage: Eukaryota; Fungi; Ascomycota; Dipodascomycetes; Dipodascales; Trichomonascaceae
Product: Nuclear distribution protein nudE 1
Exons: 1
Coding region: 1-753 (250 amino acids)
Biological process (GO): cell migration; mitotic centrosome separation; establishment of mitotic spindle orientation
Cellular component (GO): centrosome; kinesin complex; kinetochore
Molecular function (GO): microtubule binding
Source: RefSeq, a predicted model, not a curated record
AUGCUUCACGACGAGAUCGCGCAACUUCAGGCGGAUCUAGCUGAUUUCAAGCUCGCAUCGCAAGAGCUGGAGAAAGAACUAGAAGCCGACUUGGAAGAUUCGCAGCGGCAAAUCGACGAUUUGAGCAACCAGUUGGCUGACGCUCUCAAGUCCGUCGAACAUUGGAAAGUGAAAUAUGCCGGGCUGCAAGCAGAUUCUUUUGCAAAUGAAGAGAGCUUGAAGCUCAAGCUACAACAGGUAACUGCAGAAAACAGCCGCUAUAUGCACAAAAUACGAGCUGUCGAGAUCGAAAACGACGAUAUCGAACGCAGCGAACGAAUUGCUAAAUCGACUGUUCAAGAGCUGGAGGAGCGUAACGCAGAGCUCUUGGAGAAACUUGCAGUUUCUGAUUCUGCCCUUGCACUUGCUAAAGAGGAGCUCCAACGAGCCAAGGAUGAGCUACGCGAAAAUUCAGACGAAAUCCAGACACUCAAAGAUGGAAUGACCAAGCGCACACCAUCCAACGUCGACAUAAAAAAGCGGACGCUCCGCCGCAUGGAAGGUAUUCGGCAUCAGGUGGAGAAUAUCGAGGGCCAUAUCGAAAGUGUCCGGCGGUUUUCUGCCCAGCCGUCGAAAAAAGAUGCUCUGCCCCGAGUCAAACGUCCUCCAGUCGAGCGAGGGCGCGAUAAGGUUCCGGACCUAAGGGCGAUUGCUUCCGUUUCACGAGGAAUCUCGCCGCCCGCAGGCCACGGAAAGCCAUUGAAUGGAAAAUGA